Caenorhabditis briggsae is the source of this 498-nucleotide messenger RNA. The coding region runs from base 1 to 498 and encodes 165 amino acids. The transcript is spliced from 2 exons. The record is from RefSeq and is a predicted model, not a curated record. Lineage: Eukaryota; Metazoa; Nematoda; Chromadorea; Rhabditida; Rhabditidae.
AUGACUUCGUUCAAAUACUCAUCGUACAUCAUCUUGUGGUUUGUCGGAAAUGCCAUCUACUAUCACAUAUUUUUCUCUCACUAUCCAUGUGAUCAUGUUCGUGCAGUUAUUCCAGCAGUGGGAGUUCUUCUGAACAUUCCUAUCACAAUCUUGAUGAUGGCAAACACUCCAUGGUCUCUUUCAAAAGCUAAGGAUUUUGGAUUCUACUAUACUAUUUUCAUGUUCUUUGUGUUCCUUGUCGCUGGAUUGUUUCUUGCUGGUCGAAUCUCAUCUCAUCAUUUCACUUGUGCGGACAACCCAGCGUUUUGUCUCCAACACAAAACCCGAGAGAUAUUUCUGGCACUUGUUCAUGGAUUAGAAGUCUUCUUGGUGUUCGGUGGACUCAUUUUCUUGGAAAUUCUCCGCACUCAAAUAAUCUCAUCACAAUUUCUGGCACUGCUUCGACAACGAUUCAAUCAAGAUUUGGAGAGGGGAGAGGAGGAAAGCAGCUGGAUUUGA